Molecule: messenger RNA, 951 nt
Organism: Phytomonas sp. EM1
Lineage: Eukaryota; Euglenozoa; Kinetoplastea; Trypanosomatida; Trypanosomatidae
Source: the annotation of a GenBank genome assembly
AUGUCUCAAAAUCCCCACGAAGACGAUAACAAAGCUGUAAUGAUCUUACCUAGUACAGAUUUGUCCCCUGAGACUGGUAGAGUGUCUGAUGUCCAUAAUGACAUGUCUAGGGAGGAGGAAGCGCUAUCUUUGGAACAUGAGAAUUGGCAGUGCGCGCGGAAAUGGCCCUUCUAUGAGUACCGAGUGGUGUGGCGGGAGUACUUCGCGGAGUUUUUCGGGAUGUGGGUGUUCAUGACGCUUGGCCAGGGCACGAGCGCGACGACGACCUUCCUCACGGAGAAGUACCCCAACAACCAGGCGGUGGCAGCGGAGGUGCUCGUGAUGUUCGGCUGGGGCCUUGCUGUUACGAUGGGGCUUUACGUCUGCAUGGGCGUCUCGGGAGGACACAUGAACCCCUCCGUAACAUUCGCUAACUGUCUUUUUGGUACGAUGCCGUGGCGGAAGUUCCCUGGCUACGUGUUCGCGCAGACCUUCGGUGCAUUUAUAGCCUCAAUGUGUGUUUACCUCCUUUUCUACAAUCGUUUUAAGCACGCUGAGGCUGAAUUGGCUCCUGGGGAGACAAUGACAUUAAAAUACGGUGGAAUAUUCUGUACAUACCCUCAUGAAACGAAUGCGGUGUGUGCGUGGAACGAGUUUCUCGAUACGACCGUUCUUCUUUUCUGCAUCAUGGGCAUGUUUGAUUCCCGUAUGACACCUGCAGAUACCUACAAACCAGUGGCGGUUGGGCUGCUCAUCAUCACGAUUGCCGUAUCAAUCGGUAUAAACUCGGCGUUUGGGAUGAAUCCUGCACGUGAUCUUGGUCCUCGCAUUGCAUCUUCUUUGCUCUUCAAGUCCACUGAUCCAUUUACCGUUUUCGAUCAUUAUUUCUGGAUUCCUACAUUUAUCCCUCCAUUCGGGGCUGCUUUCGGGAUGUUUUUAUAUACCAUUUUCAUUAUCCCGGACAAAAAAUGA